AUGCUCUGCCCAGUGUCUGUGCAUGCUCUGCCCAGUGUCUGGACACAUGCUCUGCCCAUGGUCUGGACACAUGCUCUGCCAAUCGUCUGGACACAUGCUCUGCCCAGUGAUCUGGACACAUGCUCUACCAGUGUCUGGACUCUGCCCAGUGUGGACACAUGCUCUGAUGUCUGGACUCUGCCCAGUGUCUAUGCUGUCUGUGCUCUGCCCAGUGUCUAUGCUCUGCCCAGUUCGUCUGUGCACGUGCUCUGCAUGAUCUGUAUGCAUGCUCUGCCCAGUCGAUCUGUGGACUGUCUGGACACAUGCUCUGCCCAGUGUCUGGACUGCUCUGCCCAGUGUCUGGACGCAUGCUCUGCCCUGGACGUGUCUGGACACAUGCUCUGCCCAGUGUCUGGACGCAUGCUCUGCCCAGUGUCUGGACACAUCUGCCCAUGUCUGGACACAUGCUCUGCCCAGUGUCUGGACACAUGCUCUGCCCAGUGUCUGGACAUGCUCUGCCCAGUGUCUUGUCUGGGACAUGCUCUGCCCAGUGUCUGGACUCUGCACAUGCUCUGGACCAGUGUCUGGACAGUGUGCUCUGCCCAGUGUCUGGACUCUGCCCAGUGUCUGUAUCGAGUCUUAUGCAUGCUCUGCCCAGUGUCUGGACGCAUCUGCCCAAUGUCUGGACACUCUGCCCAGUGUCUGGACACUGUGCUCUGCUGUAUGUCUGUGCUCUACCCAGUGUCUAUGUAUCUCUGCCCAAUCUGUGCUCUGCCAUGUGUCUAUGCAUGCUCUGCUGUGUCUGGACACAUGCUCUGCCCAGUGUCUGGACUCCUGCCCAGUGUCUGGACUCUGCCCAGUGUCUGGACAUGCUCUGCCAGUGUCUGGACUCUGCCCAGUCUCAUAUGCUCUGCCCAGUGUCUGUGCUCUGCCCAGUGUCUGUAUGCAUGCUCUGCCCAGUGCCAUGCCUCUGCCCAGUGUCUGUGCACAUGCUCUGCCCAGUGUCUGUACAUGCUCUGCCCAGUGUCUGGACACUGCCCAGUGUCCAAUGACUGGACUCUGCCCAGAUGCCUGGACACGUAUCUGCCCAGUGUCAUGCUCUGCCCAGUGUCUGUGCCCACAUGCUCUGCCCAGUGUAUGCAUGCUCUGCCCAGUGUCUAUGCACACUCUGCCCAGUGUCUGGACAUGCUCUGCCCUGAUGAUGGACACUCUGCUCUAUGA
Molecule: messenger RNA, 1200 nt
Organism: Oncorhynchus nerka (sockeye salmon)
Lineage: Eukaryota; Metazoa; Chordata; Actinopteri; Salmoniformes; Salmonidae
Product: keratin-associated protein 10-6-like
Exons: 4
Coding region: 1-1200 (399 amino acids)
Source: RefSeq, a predicted model, not a curated record